AUGAAGCCUGUGCUUCUGACCCUGGUUCUGCUGCUGCUGUGCUCGCAGGUCAUUCCAGGCAGCAUGGAGAGAUGCUGGAACUCUCGUGGGGCCUGCCGUGAGCUGUGCACCAGGAAUGAGAGGGUCUUCAUUUUCUGCCCGAGUGGCAAGCUAUGCUGCGUGAAGCCCAGGAACCAACCACAGCUUGUCACCUGACAUCUGACACCACAAAAGAAAUGAAGCUCAACCCCACCCGCAGACUCUCCCUCAGGGAUUCCUGAGCUUUAUUAAAACCCCUUUGGCUGA
Perognathus longimembris pacificus (Pacific pocket mouse) is the source of this 285-nucleotide messenger RNA. RefSeq names its product beta-defensin 122-like. Gene Ontology annotation, biological process: innate immune response. Lineage: Eukaryota; Metazoa; Chordata; Mammalia; Rodentia; Heteromyidae. The coding region runs from base 1 to 195 and encodes 64 amino acids. Gene Ontology annotation, cellular component: extracellular region. The transcript has 2 exons. The record is from RefSeq and is a predicted model, not a curated record.